Molecule: messenger RNA, 2240 nt
Organism: Didymella exigua CBS 183.55
Lineage: Eukaryota; Fungi; Ascomycota; Dothideomycetes; Pleosporales; Didymellaceae
Product: acyl-CoA dehydrogenase NM domain-like protein
Exons: 2
Coding region: 316-1968 (550 amino acids)
Molecular function (GO): flavin adenine dinucleotide binding; acyl-CoA dehydrogenase activity
Source: RefSeq, a predicted model, not a curated record
CGCACAGCCAAAACACGGUACCUCGGCUUCUCCGUCGCAUUGACGUCAACCACGUCUCACCUCGAAGCAGCAGGUCAGCCGCUCACGCCGUACCUCAGCCAAUGAAAGAGUGCCCAUUGCGCUCACGAGAUCACGGGCGAUACCCCGGAAUGCGCCAGAUGCGGUUACUUUCAUGUGCGUCCCCAGACUCCUUGGCGUUGCAUGUGAAAGAUGCCGAACACUGGUCGUUUAUAGAUCCAUUACUUUUGUGCGGCUUCCUUUGUCUUGUGACUGUGUCUCCUCUUGUAACCUACUCACUUCUCAUUUUACAUCAAGAUGUCUAAGCGUUUUUCUACCGUCGAUGUUGCGGCACACAAGACUGCAGACGAUCUGUACAUCAUUGUUGAUGAAGAUGUCUACGAUUUAACUAAAUUCGCAGACGAGCAUCCAGGAGGAAAGAAGAUUCUUACCCGCGUUGCCGGCAAAGACGCCUCGAAGCAGUUCUGGAAAUACCACAAUGAGAGCAUUCUCAAGAAGUACCAGAAACAACUGCAAGUGGGCUCUUUGGACACUAAAGCCGCGCCUCCCACACCUCCUGCAACACCACCACCGCAGAAGAAAGAGAUUGUCCAGCCUGAGGCUGUCUCAGGCGCCGUUGCUCCUCAGCCAACUGAAGCUGCCGCCGAGGAGGCAGAGCCGUUCGACUCUUUUGGAGACCUCAUCCCAUACGCCGAUCCCUCUUGGUACCAGACAUACCACUCACCAUACUACAACGACACCCAUGUAGCUCUCCGCGAGGAAGUACGAGCGUGGGUGGAGGAGAAGAUAAUGCCCAACGUCACCGAGUGGGACGAGGCAAAGAAGGUCCCGGACGAGAUCUACAGAGAGAUGGGCGAGCGCGGCUACCUUGCCGGUCUGCUUGGUAUCCACUACCCAUCACAAUACACCGACAAGCGCGUAGCAAGCGUGCCGCCUGAGAAGUGGGAUCACUUCCACGAGAUGAUCCUUACAGACGAGCUGUCUCGCACUGGCAGUGGUGGUCUUGUCUGGAACCUCAUUGGUGGUUACGGUAUUGGUGCUCCGCCAGUCUUCAAGUUCGCUAAGCCGGAGCUCAUCAAGCGCAUUGGUCCUGGCCUGCUCAGCGGCGAGAAGCGCAUUUGUCUUGCCAUCACAGAGCCUGAUGCGGGCAGUGACGUCGCAGGACUGACCUGCGAAGCCAAGCUCUCCGAAGACGGAAAGCAUUAUAUUGUCAACGGCGAGAAGAAGUGGAUCACCAACGGUAUCUGGUCCGACUACUUCACAACCGCCGUCCGCACCUCCGAUAAGGGCAUGAAUGGCGUCUCGGUCCUGCUCAUUGAGCGCUCGGCCGGCGGCGUAUCAACCCGCAGGAUGGACUGCCAGGGCGUCUGGUCAUCAGGCACAACCUACAUCACCUUCGAAGACGUCAAGGUGCCCGUCGAGAACCUCGUCGGUAAGGAAAACCAGGGCUUCAAGGUCGUCAUGACAAACUUCAACCAUGAGCGCAUCGGCAUCGUCAUCCAGUCUGUCCGCUUUGCUCGCGUAUGCUACGAGGAAAGCGUCAAAUAUGCACACAAGCGCAAGACCUUCGGCAAGAAGCUAAUCGACCACCCUGUCAUCCGUCUCAAGCUCGCACAUAUGGCCCGCCAGAUCGAGGCUAGCUACAACUGGCUUGAGAACUUGGUAUACCAGUGCCAGCUCAUGAGCGAGACAGAAGCCAUGCUGAAGCUUGGCGGAGCUAUUGCCAGUUUGAAGGCGCAGAGUACGACCACUUUCGAGUUCUGCGCAAGGGAAGCAAGUCAGAUUUUUGGCGGGUUGAGUUACAGCCGCGGUGGACAGGGUGCGAAGGUCGAGAGGCUGUACAGGGAUGUCAGAGCAUAUGCUAUUCCGGGUGGAAGUGAGGAGAUCAUGCUUGACCUGAGUAUCAGGCAAGCGCUGAGGGUGCAUAAGGUUCUGGGUAUGAAGUUGUAGGAGGUCGUGCAUAGUUGUACAUAUCCACAUUGCCGCGGCGAGUAUUUACUUUAAUCGUCCCCACUCGGCUUUCAAAUCCACGUCUCCGUCUUCGUCCAAGAUUUUACCUCUGUCCCACUCCCUACCUUGUCCUUUCUUUGCCCACACCACGUCCUCUUCCAGCGGAUCACCGCCUCUCUCCCACUUCUUCACUUGUUCAUCCUUGAACCCUGUAGCACGUAGUCGAUCCGCACCUUGCUGCUUCCAACGUUCUCGGUCACGUAUGACCUCCA